Messenger RNA from Crotalus tigris (Tiger rattlesnake), 1969 nucleotides. RefSeq names its product arrestin beta 1 (gene ARRB1). The transcript has 16 exons. Gene Ontology annotation, biological process: signal transduction; visual perception; G protein-coupled receptor internalization. NCBI's taxonomy places the organism in Eukaryota, Metazoa, Chordata, Lepidosauria, Squamata, Viperidae. The coding region runs from base 329 to 1582 and encodes 417 amino acids. The record is from RefSeq and is a predicted model, not a curated record. Gene Ontology annotation, molecular function: G protein-coupled receptor binding.
GAGAAAAGGGAGGAGGAGAAAAAGGAGGAGGAGAAAAGGGAGAAGGAGAAAAAGAAGGAGGAGAAAAGGGAGAAGGAGAAAAAGAAGGAGGAGAAAAGGGAGGAGAAAGCAGCACAUCAGCCUCAGCUGCAGCGUCCCGCGCUCUCCGCGGACCGAGCAGCCCGGAGCCCCGUCGGUGUCGGCCGGAGACCCGGGCAGCCUCUCCGGGGGAAGCGGACGGACAGCAGCCGGGAACCAUCCGAGCAACCCCGACCUCGCCCGCCUCCUGCGGCCGGGCUUCUCCCCGCUUUUGCCCGGCGUCCGGCUCGGGCCAGGGGCUGCCGCAGCCAUGGGCGACAAAGGCACCAGAGUGUUCAAGAAAGCCAGCCCCAAUGCCAAGCUCACCGUUUACCUGGGAAAGAGAGAUUUUGUCGACCACAUUGACCUCGUGGAUCCAGUCGAUGGCGUCGUCUUGGUGGAUCCAGAAUACUUAAAAGAGCGCAAAGUUUUCGUGACGCUGACCUGCGCUUUCCGCUACGGCCGCGAGGAUCUGGACGUGCUGGGCCUCACCUUUCGCAAAGAUCUCUUCGUGUCCAACGUCCAGGCCUUCCCUCCGGUGGCCGAAGAGAAGAAGCCACUGACGAGGCUGCAGGAACGGCUGGUGAAGAAGCUGGGCGAGCAGGCGUACCCCUUUACGUUUGAGAUCCCUCCCAAUCUCCCCUGCUCCGUGACGCUGCAGCCUGGCCCGGAGGACACUGGAAAGGCUUGCGGGGUAGACUACGAGGUGAAGGCCUUCUGCGCGGAGAAUUUGGAGGAGAAGAUUCACAAGAGGAACUCCGUGCGCCUGGUCAUACGGAAAGUCCAGUAUGCGCCUGAGCGGCCAGGCCCCCAGCCCAUGGCGGAGACCACUCGGCAGUUCCUCAUGUCCGACAAGCCCCUCCAUUUAGAGGCGUCGCUGGAUAAAGAGAUCUAUUAUCACGGAGAACCGAUCAAUGUCAAUGUCCACGUGACAAACAACACCAACAAGAUGGUCAAGAAGAUUAAAAUCUCAGUUCGACAGUAUGCAGACAUCUGCCUGUUCAACACUGCCCAGUACAAGUGCCCGGUGGCCGUGGAGGAAACCGACGACGUGGUGGCCCCCAGCUCCACCUUCUGCAAGGUCUACACCUUGACGCCCUUCCUCGCCAACAACCGGGAAAAACGCGGACUGGCUUUGGACGGAAAGCUGAAACACGAGGACACCAAUUUGGCUUCCAGCACCUUGCUAAGAGACGGCGCCAACAAGGAAGUUUUGGGCAUCAUCGUCUCCUAUAAAGUGAAAGUCAAGCUGGUGGUCUCACGAGGCGGCUUGCUGGGAGACCUGGCCUCCAGCGACGUAGCCGUGGAGCUGCCCUUCACCCUGAUGCACCCCAAACCGAAGGAAGAGGCCUUGCACCAAGACGCUCCACAAAACGAAGCUCCCAUCGACACAAACCUCAUAGAGCUUGACACAAAUGACGAUGACAUCGUCUUUGAAGAUUUCGCCCGCCAGAGACUCAAAUGCAUGAAGGACGAGGAAGAGGAGGCCGACGGGACAAACUCGCCCCAGCUGAACGACAGAUAAACGGCCCACCUUCCUUCUCCCUUUCCACUCCGAGCCCCCCCCCCACCCCCAGCACUCCCCCUCCUCUUUUUCUAUAUAGGUUUUUGGAAGUUGCGUUCUUUUUAACACGUUGACCCGGGAGACGGCGAGGAGGUGCGGUCCGUCCCCUUGCAAACACGGGCCUGGGUUCGAGGUCACCGCCCGGUCUGAGUUCUGCGGGCGGGGUCUAAGAACGAAGCUGCGUUGUCCAGCCACGCUUAGGGCAUGUGUGGGACUGCAUGUGUGUCUCUGUGUGUGUGUGUGUGCCGGGAGGGGCUGAUGGUAUGACUCCGAGAGUCCUUGGUGCUCUCUGAGCUGGGUGGGGUUUUUUGCAGCUGUUUCGUGACCCAACUAGGGAACAUCAUCAGU